Molecule: messenger RNA, 1152 nt
Organism: Echinococcus granulosus
Lineage: Eukaryota; Metazoa; Platyhelminthes; Cestoda; Cyclophyllidea; Taeniidae
Product: Ribosome maturation protein SBDS
Exons: 6
Coding region: 1-1152 (383 amino acids)
Biological process (GO): ribosome biogenesis; cytosolic ribosome assembly
Source: RefSeq, a predicted model, not a curated record
AUGGCCUUGUUCACGCCUAUUAACCAAAAAAGGUUAACAAAUGUCUCUGUUGUACGCCUAAAAAGGAAUGGCAAUAGGUAUGAAUUGGCUUGUUAUCCAAAUAAGGUAAAGGCGUGGCGCGAAAAACUUGAGCGAAAUAUUGAUGAAGUAUUACAAGCUCAUGAGAUUUUUUCCAACGUGUCCAAGGGGCAGUUGGCCACAAAGUCAGAUCUUUUUCGUGAUUUUGACACAGAAGAUGUUGAUACUAUCAUACGUCAAAUUCUGAAUGACGGUGAAAUGCAAGUUACUGUAAAGGAGCGAAAGGUUGAAAAUGAAAAUCUGUUUCGGGAUGUUGCUAAAAUUGUUUCUGAAAGGUGUUUUAAUCCCGAAAAUUCUCGAGCUUAUACGGUUACAAUGAUUGAGAAAAUGAUGAAAGAUUGUCAUGUGAAUCUUCAGCCGAAAAAGAGUGCUAAGCAGCAGGCCCUCGAAGUUAUACGACAGCUCAGAGCCUCGGGAAAUUUUAAGAUUGCUCCUGCCAUGAUGGAAAUUCUGAUAUCCCUUGAUCCGAAGCUGGCAGAUAACGUUUCUCCACGUAUCCUCAAACUUGUUCAUCACAUUAUACGUCAAGAGCGCAAUCCGGAAGGAAUAUUUGAGUUGUCAGCAGUUAUUGAGCCGGAGAACUACCACAGCCUAACAGUAGUUCUGGACGAGCACGCAAAGGACAGAUAUUGUAUUGAGAUCAUUGGCGUGGCAAGGCCGGUUUCUGGCGUAAAAAAGCCACCGCUGCCGUCUCCGUUGUCUUCAGCGGUCGUCAGCACUGCGCCGAUCCUCGAGACUAGCCCGAUCUCCGAGGAACCCUCUGAUGGUUCGCCUACUCCUGCUCCGGACGGCGCCUCUCAACGCUGCACUGCCGAUACUGCGACCCCCGUGGGUGGUGGAGACGACAAUGAUCGCUGUGGAACAGUCUCCAGAGGAAACAAUCAAACCAAGAAAAGAAGGCGACGUAGAAAUCGGAAAGUCUAUGAUGACGAUGAUGUUGAAGAUGACAGCAUUGACGGGUCAUCUGAUAUUGAGUUCGAUAGCGGCGGUGUGGGUACAUUAUGGGUUUGGGGGCCGGGAAUUUGUAUCUUUGCUGCAUCCGGGCCCUCACUGAAUAUGUCGCAAGAUCUAUGA